UAGUAGAAGCCAAGAUUCUUGAAGAGAUCAGAGAUCAUUUUAAGACAGAUGAAAAGAAAAACGAUGACUGUCGUGACCAAGGUUUUCAUGAGGACCAUCGUGAUCAUAAUCUUGAUCAAGAACAGGAUCUGAAGAAAUCUGUAUCUGGGGAAAUUUUAGGCAUGAAAGAGGUGAAAAAACUGGUUUAUCUGCAUGGUGCUCUGUGUGAAGCUCUGAGACUUUUUCCUCCAGUUCCUAUUGAACGGAAGCAAGCAGUUAAAGCUGACACUCUUCCAAGUGGGCACAGAGUAAAUGGCAAUACAAUGCUACUGUUUUCUCUGUAUGCAAUGGGAAGGUGUGAAGAGAUAUGGGGAAAAGAUUGUUUGGAGUUCAAGCCAGAAAGAUGGAUAUCUGAGAGAGGAGAAAUUGUUUAUGCACCAGCUUAUAAAUUCAUUGCUUUUAAUGCAGGACCAAGAAUCUGUUUGGGAAAAGACUUGGCGUUUCUCCAAAUGAAGAUGGUGGCUGCUGCUAUUUUGAGGAAGUACUGUUUCAUAGUGGAGGAAGGUCAUAUUGCAACUCCAACACAUUCAAUUUUUCUUCUAAUGAAGAACGGUUUGAAGGGUAGGAUAAUGAAAAGAGAAGUUUGA
Messenger RNA from Vigna umbellata (rice bean), 626 nucleotides. Its product is annotated as alkane hydroxylase MAH1-like. Lineage: Eukaryota; Viridiplantae; Streptophyta; Magnoliopsida; Fabales; Fabaceae. Gene Ontology annotation, molecular function: oxidoreductase activity, acting on paired donors, with incorporation or reduction of molecular oxygen; iron ion binding; heme binding. The record is from RefSeq and is a predicted model, not a curated record.